Molecule: messenger RNA, 2676 nt
Organism: Cuscuta epithymum
Lineage: Eukaryota; Viridiplantae; Streptophyta; Magnoliopsida; Solanales; Convolvulaceae
Source: the annotation of a GenBank genome assembly
GUAGGAUAUAGUUUGAAGUGUUUUGAAGGAAGUGGUUGACAUUGAAAUUUUUGGUUGUCGACGCACCGAGAGAAAGAGGCUGUUGCUCUCUAUUUGGUGACAGACAAACCCAACUACCAAUGAUGUCCAUAUGAUGUCCGAAUUACCAAACUACCCACGGCCUUUACACCCGCCUCAUAUCUUUUCUUCUCAUGCGUUUCUCCUUCACCUUCCUUCUCAGAUCACUACUGAUCGGGUCAAAUCAAAUUAGAUUCUUUAUAUUACAUACAAACAUGCAUGUAUAAUUUGCUCACUAAAAUCACGCAUGCAUACACGCGUGAGGUAUAUUUUGCUCGGAUUGUCUGGAUUUGAAAAUCCAGUUCCCGAAUCCAGGAGUUUCAGUUUAAUUGUUCAUAUAUCCCUAUACUUUUUCGUUUUUUUGCUGGAGAAUUUAUUGCACUGAUCUAGAUUACGGUAAGAAGUGGAAGAGAGGUUUCGAAUUUCGAUCGGAUGAUCUGAUUUUGAUUGAAUAUUUAGUUGGAGAAGAUAGAAAGAAUGCCCCAGGAUUCAGGGUCGGAGGUUGACCCGGAAGAUUCUGAAUCCGAAGCCGAGUUCAUUGAGGUUGAUCCUUCCGGUCGCUAUGGUCGGUACAAAGAGGUUCUAGGAAAAGGAGCUUUCAAGAAAGUAUAUAGAGCGUUUGAUGAAUGGGAGGGAAUUGAGGUUGCUUGGAAUCAGGUUAAGGUCACAGAUUUACUGAGGAAUUCUGUGGACUUGGAGCGUCUUUAUUCUGAAGUCCAUUUGUUGAAAACUCUCAAGCACAAGAACAUUAUCAAGUUCUACAACUCAUGGGUUGACACCAAGAAUGAGAACAUUAACUUUAUUACUGAAAUAUUCACUUCAGGAACUCUAAGGCAGUAUCGUAAGAAACAUAAGAAGGUGGAAGUGAGAGCAAUGAAGAAUUGGUCUAGGCAGAUACUAGAGGGGCUUUCCUACCUUCAUAGUCACGACCCUCCAAUUAUUCAUAGGGAUCUUAAGUGUGACAAUAUUUUUGUAAAUGGUAACCAAGGUGAAGUAAAAAUUGGUGACUUAGGACUGGCUGCCAUUCUUCGCAAAGCUCGUUCAGCUCAUAGUGUCAUUGGCACACCGGAGUUCAUGGCUCCAGAACUCUAUGAGGAGGAAUAUAAUGAACUUGUAGACAUAUACGCCUUUGGUAUGUGCUUGUUGGAGCUGGUGACUUUUGAGUAUCCAUAUGUUGAAUGUGCCAAUGCUGCUCAAAUAUUCAAGAAAGUGACAGCAGGAAUCAAGCCAGCAUCAUUAGCAAAGGUGAAGAAUCCUGGAGUAAAAGAAUUUAUCGAAAAGUGUAUUGCAAAAGCCUCUGAACGCUUGUCUGCCAAGGAACUGUUAAUGGAUCCUUUUCUCAUGUCAGAUGAUGAUUCCGGGAGCUUAGCUCGCACAUCCAUUCUUCCACAUCCAGAUAGCAGUCAUCACGCUUAUGAACCCAACAGUUCAAAGGCGGGAGAACUUCUACUGCCCGAGGGCAGCCGGGACUUUACAGUGCAGGGACAAAGGAAGGACAUGAAUACAAUUUUCUUGAAACUACGGAUUGCUGAUUCAUCAGGUCAUAUUCGGAAUAUUCAUUUCCCAUUCGAUAUCCAAGUUGACACUGCAAACGCUGUUGCCAGUGAAAUGGUUGAGGAACUUGACUUGACUGACCAAGACGUUUCGGCUAUUGCUGCAAUGAUUGAUGCUGAAAUCAGGUCUUACAUUCCAGAUUGGGCACCUGUUGAAGAAAGGCCAGCAGUAGUGAAUCCGAGUUCUGAUGUCGACGGCAGCCAUGAUGACUCAUCAUCAUCGUCAUCCCCUUCGGCAGUUGUUGAGUGCAUCAUCUCCGGAGGUCUUGUAUUGGAAAAGCUCCCUUCGGGCCGCAAGUAUUGGUCCGAUUCACCAAAAACCAGUCCCGCAAACUCGCCUUUGAGGCCACCACAUCCCGAUUCACCAAACAUGGAAGCCAGCUGGACCGACGAAAAAGAGAAGCCACCAAGGAUUUCAAGAGAAGAAACCAAGGCUGCUGAUAAUCCCAACGUUGACCUGAGCCUCAUCCCAAAUGAGCCUAAUCAAUUGCUGCACACACAAAGAAUUGUAGAAAAACUCGAGCAGCUCAUGUUUAAACAGCAAAACGAGCUCGAUGAACUGAGAAACAAACAUGAAAUGGCUAUCUCAGGUGUGGUGGAGGAACUCCCACGAGAAAUUCGUAAUGGUGUCUUAGCAAUAUGCAACAAACACAUCUCUAUCCAUAAGUCACAAUACGAGAGAGGAUGUUCUUCGUCAACUAAGAACUCUACAGAUCGUAGUGCUUCUUUGUAGAUAGAUAUAGAUAGGUAGAUAUAUAUAUAAGCAAGCAGAGCCUUGAUUGCGAAGCUUUAUCAUUGUAGUAAUUUAUUAGACUUGAGGUUGCGCUCUCAUUUGUUCUUCGUUGAGGCAGGGUUUUCUUUGAUUGCCUGAAUAGGUUUCUUACGCAGUCUCACACGCUGCUUUCGUUUUAUUUUGCAUAUAGAUUAAAAAAAUCGGCAUUUAAAUGUGCAUCUAGUAUUCUAGUAUGUAUCAUACCUGUACAUAUGAAUUGCAUGUUAUAUUUAGCCAAACUGCUUGUUUGUUGUGAAAUGGUUUUCUUUAAUUUGUAAUUCACAUCAAGCUGAA